GUGCCCGACGGUUCCUGGUCGAGAGCUAAUGAUUGGAGCGCUUGGAGUUGGGCAGGUAGGUUUGCUGCUUCGAGGUGGGUGUGAUGCAUGCGUUGGUGGAAAGCACGAAGGUAUAUAUGCCGCCUCAUCGUCACUUCAAGCAAAAUAAUUACUCAUUUCCAAUUCUCCAUUACACCAGUGCUACAACACAAAUCUGCUGAAUUAAACCUACACUACCAUCGACUGAGCAAUCUAGUAACAACAUGGCAUCUCUACAGCGUCUCGCUGUUCAGCGUAGCCCUGCCUACAAGCCCGCUGGGGUCAAGAGCUAUGUCUACGCGAUGACAAAGUAUGGCUUCCAUCCGACCAAGCCAGGCCCAUAUUUCCAAGCCAAGGUCAUGUCACAGCAAGGCAAGUUUGGACGAGUCGGCGGCCGCAUGCGAUCACACUACGUCUUGAGGAAGCGGGAGCAAACGUCAGCACCGGGUGGUGCGCAGAGCAAGGCCGCAGCCCCAAGCGAUGGAGGUGGAGCUGAGGGCGAAGUGCCCGCUGAAGACAUCCAGAACGACUCAUUAUAUCUCUGCGAAGUCGGUGUCGGAACACCUGAACAGAAGUUGUACUUGGAUUUCGAUACAGGAUCUUCGGAUCUUUGGGUCUGGUCCACUGAGCUUCCCAAGAACAUCCUCAGUUCUGCCAAUCCCUCGAACCAGCAGGUCGCUUUCGACCCCUCCAAGUCAAGCACAUUCAAGAAGCUUGAUGGCGAGACCUGGAAGAUCUCAUACGGCGACUCUUCAUCAGCAAGCGGUGAUGUAGGCACCGAUGUUGUGGAUCUUGGUGGCCUCAAGGUUGAGAACCAGGCUGUAGAGCUCGCAAAGGAGCUUUCGCAGCAGUUCGCACAGGGAAAUGGUAGUGGACUGCUCGGAUUGGCGUUUAGCUCCAUCAACACUGUUUCUCCAACUCCGCAAAAGACGCCAGUCGACAACAUCAUCGCACAGAAGACGGCCAAGGAGCAGCUCUUCACGGCAUACCUUGGCAGCUGGCGUGAUGCGAACGAAGCUGAUAAGGGAGAAAGCUUCUACACCUUCGGCUUCAUAGACCAAGACGUCAUGACCGCCUCUGGAGCCUCCGAGCCCAACUACGCUGAUGUUGACAACAGCCAAGGCUUCUGGCAGAUCCAGUCUACAUCAGCCACCAUCAAUGGCGAGACUGUCAACCGAUCCGGUAACACUUCCAUCAUGGACACUGGUACCACGCUCUGCUUGGUUGAUGACGCUCUUGUGGAUGCUGUCUACAAAGCUAUCCCUGGCGCCCAGUACGACCAGAACAACCAAGGCUACGUCUUCCCUGCCUCUACAUCCGCGGACGAUUUGCCAGAGAUUAAGCUCGCCAUUGGAGACUCCAUGGUGACAUUCCAGAAAGAAGAUCUGGGCUUCGCCGAUGCCGGAAAUGGUAACGUGUACGGAAGUAUUCAGAGCAGAGGAUCCAUGGACAUGGAUAUCUACGGCGAUGCCGUAUUGAAAGCCAUGUAUGCGAUCUUUGAUAUGAACAACGGUUCGCCGAGGUUCGGAUGGGUGCAGAGGAAGGAGGCGACACAAAACACGACUGCUCCUCCAUCGCAGUAGAUAUCGAUGUGCACUUGCCAAGGACGAUAAUCGUGCGCAGGGCAGGAGGCAGGACUAUCGCCGUUUGGUGUCCAGGAUUAUGUGAAUGUUCGCAAUAGGCUUUCAUGCAGCAAAUGCUACGCCCCAAUGAACAAUAGUAUCUUAAGACGCAUUUGAUGGAGUUUCUUUCGAUGCU
Messenger RNA from Alternaria alternata, 1776 nucleotides. RefSeq names its product acid protease. The record is from RefSeq and is a predicted model, not a curated record. Gene Ontology annotation, molecular function: aspartic-type endopeptidase activity. Lineage: Eukaryota; Fungi; Ascomycota; Dothideomycetes; Pleosporales; Pleosporaceae. Bases 243 to 1601 code for a protein of 452 amino acids. Gene Ontology annotation, biological process: proteolysis. The transcript has 5 exons.